Molecule: messenger RNA, 2761 nt
Organism: Labrus bergylta (ballan wrasse)
Lineage: Eukaryota; Metazoa; Chordata; Actinopteri; Labriformes; Labridae
Gene: cipca
Product: CproteinK-interacting pacemaker a
Biological process (GO): negative regulation of circadian rhythm; negative regulation of DNA-templated transcription
Cellular component (GO): nucleus
Source: RefSeq, a predicted model, not a curated record
UAAGAGGAGGAGCAAAACAGACUGGAACCAGACUGCAGUACAAAAUAACUAUUAUACCUAACCUUGUCGGAUGGCACCAUAAACGGAUAUUUUUUUCAAGCAAACGACGUUUUAAAAGAGCCGACAAACAUGAGCAGUUUCAGCAGGCAUAACCGACAUAGGACACCCCAGUUCUCCAGGACAACACACCUUGGCUCAUCCAAGCCUGACCAGGAGAGAGAUUCAGGCUUCUCAGAUGCCAGCUCGGAGUACCUCAGUACAGUCGAUCUGACUGACUCUGAGGACGCAGGCAUAAAUGGGUCAACAACCGGCCAGGACCCGAAUGGGCCUCAGGUGACUGUGAUGGGAGGCUCAUACGCUGGACUAUCUCCAAUGAUCAUCAUGAACAAUUUUGUCUUAAAGCAGCCUUCUGCCAUGACUCACACAGAAAAACAGUGGGGCUUUCCCUCUCCCAUGGAAGUGGUGCCUCAGUCACAGGUUGUUCUUUUGCAGCCUAUGGUACCAAACGGCAGCAGCAGCUCUUCGAAGACUGGUCCUGAAAAAAUAAAACAAUCCAAACGCCACAUGCCAAUCCUCAAGUCAUAUCCCAGAAUUGCCCCACAACCUGCAGACACACCAACUAAGAGGGUGGGAUCCUCCAGGAUGAGGGUGGGUUCAACAUAUGAGCAGAGACAGAGGAGGCAUCAUCGUGGCCACAGGCUCUGCUCCUCUCCCAGCCCGCAGUCAGCACUGCAGAGUACAAUCAAACCCAUCUCAGUCUUUAAAGCUGCAGACAACCAAGCACAGGCAGCGGAGAGUCAAAAGCAACUCACUGAUAUGUCUCUCUCAGUGUUGGCAGGGGCCAGCUCUCUGCCCCCCUACACGGAUGAUUUUAGGACUGAGAUUGACACCAACAUGUUGUACAACGACAAAGACCAGGACACCUUCUCCAUGGACAAUGAGAAACUGAAACGAUUCAGCAAUACCUACAACAUCCUCAACGUAUCUGGCCUACUGGGGAUCACCAUGCGCACAAAGCAGCUGAUCAAGGAUAAUAAGCGCACUCAAGGCCAGCUGCAACAGCUUCAGGAGCAAACGGCUCUGCUUCUGGAGGCACUGAGCAGCGGAGACCCACAGCUCUGGACUAAACUGCAGCUGUCUUUGCAGCACACAGACAAGGAGCAAUGGGCAGCUAAAGCUCAGAGAGUCCUGGUAUAAAUGAAUGAUGGACACAACCAUCAGUUAAAUCAAAGGGUCACCAGAUGAUUUGUUGAGGUUGAAAACAUAUAUAUCAAAUAUUUACAAUAACAGUGUUCUUCGCAUAAAAUGACAGCAUUUAGCAUUACAACUAAAACUAUAACUAAAUCUAUAACGAUCAUCUGAAUCAGCUCAAUUUCAAGGUUUAUGAAGAUAUUUGAAGCUGAAGCACUCCUACAGUACUUUUACCAAGUGGAGGUUUAAAAGCAUGCUGACUCUUUGAACCCUUGCCUAUAGUAUAUUUCUUGCCUUUCCUGCUUCAAAAUGGUAAGAAUCACUUGCAAUAGGGCUAUGGCUUCUAUAACCUGAACUUCUGAUAGCAUAAAAUGCAUGCCUUACAGCUCAUGUGAGGACACAUACAUGCCUUGAAUGUGAUUACUGUAGAGAUAAAGAUUUAGAGUUUUAAAUCAAACAGAAAACCGGAGUGAACACACGUGCCCUGCUUUUCAAUAUCCUCCAAAUCAUUAUUUAUCAACUGGGCGCUGUCUUGUUCAGUUUAACUCGUUUACUUUGUUUUGAACUCUCAGUAAACUAAACUGCAUGAGCCGAAGUCUUAUUUUAAUGAAAGAGUAUCCUGACAGCCUGUAUUCUCAAAGAAUAGCUGUUUAGCUCAAAGCACCAUUUUAGAUGGACUGAAAAAUGUUAACAUUGUUUUUAUAUAAUUUUGUUACGUGGUCUAAGUAUCAUUUAUGUGUUAUCAUGUUUCUGACCCAGACUAAAGCCAUGUCAUUGAUGGAAACUAAGCACAUGCAGAGGAAAUGUUUGCAAAGCAAGCUCCUUUUGUAAAAAGAUGGUGUCAAGAACUGAAAGCUUAAACUGUAGCAAGUGAAGUUAUGUAGCCAUAUACUUCACUAAUGUCUGCACUUACUUUGUUUCUGCCAUGUUCAUUUCAGCUAAAGGUAAAUGUUAUUAAGUCUAGACUUUAAAUGACAGCUAAAACAUUUAUUUUAGCUUCAAAUCACAGACUUGCACUAAGUUAUACGAUUACUGACAACAUUUUAGACAGAUGUUAUGACUCGUGUCCUUAAAUGAGCAUUCUGUUUCGAAACAUGUGAAUAUAAAUGCUAAUCUAGGUUCCUGUGCCUUUCUGAACAUGUCAAUGUUUGUACUUCAUUUCAAUAUUGAGCAGCUUAGAUUGUGAGUUUCAUGUGAAGGGAAGUUGAAUGUCCUACAUUUCAUCCAAAGACUUUGUGUUCUUGUCUGAAUCAGUACAGAUCCCAGCUAGGAUCUGCUUCUUUAGAGAAUAGCUUGAAUACAAGUUCAGCCGUUAUUGGGUCAAUUUUAGUCUUAAAUCUAGGUCAACAGUUGGAAUAUUUAUCUUGCAACAUUUUCUAUAACAUGAGUAACAACAACAUUAAGACAUAUUUAAAUCAGCCUUUAUUUAAAAGGGCAAAAGAGGGUUACAAAACUUUAUUAAGAUUUCUUUUUGGAGAUUGCUUUUCCUGUUGAUGUGAAAUGUACUUGUCUUGUUUCCUUAGCAACAGUCACUUUGACUAAUGAUGAACUCAUAAAAUGUUAAACAUCA